CGGGCUGACCCGCGCGCCCUUCGGGGCAGGUUCACGUGAUGGUCACGUGAUGGACUGGCGGUGCCGGAGAGAAGGAAGCUGCGGAGGAUGGCGGAGAAGUUCCAGCCCAGCGGUACCACCUGCAGGGAGAGCGCGGUGGAGGGGGGGGGGCUUGGGAGUUGAGAGGCCGGUCUUCGCCCCGCUGUCACGGGGUGGGAGGGCGCUGUUGCCAAGGAGACGAGGGUUGAUAUGCAGAAGGGCGGGGCUUGCCUUGGAGGGGAGGGGCUUGUUGCGAGGGGAGGUGGGUGGAGCUUGCCUUGAAUGGGAGGGGCCUGCUGCUGGGUGUGGCUUGCCUUGGAGGGGAGGGGCUUGUUCUUAUGUGUGGGUGGAGCUUGCCUUGAAUGGGAGGGGCCUGCUGCUGGGUGUGGCUUGCCUUGGAGGGGAGGGGCUUGUUCUUAUGUGUGGGUGGAGCUUGCCUUAAAUGGGAGGGGCCUGCUGCUGGGUGUGGUGGGUGUGGCUUGCCUUGGAGGGGAGGGGCUUGUUCUUAUGUGUGGGUGGAGCUUGCCUUGAAUGGGAGGGGCCUGCUGCUGGGUGUGGUGGGUGGUGGGCUUGUCCUUGUGAGGGGAGGGGCCUAUGGAGGUCUCUGCUGAUUGGGGUGGUGGGUGUGGCUUGCCUUGGAGGGGAGGGGCUUGUUCUUAUGUGUGGGUGGAGCUUGCCUUAAAUGGGAGGGGCCUGCUGCUGAUUGGGGUGGUGGGUGUGGCUUGCCUUGGAGGGGAGGGGCUUGUUCUUAUGUGUGGGUGGAGCUUGCCUUAAAUGGGAGGGGCCUGCUGCUGGGUGUGGUGGGUGUGGCUUGCCUUGGAGGGGAGGGGCUUGUUCUUAUGUGUGGGUGGAGCUUGCCUUGAAUGGGAGGGGCCUGCUGCUGAUUGGGGUGGUGGGUGUGGCUUGCCUUGGAGGGGAGGGGCUUGUUCUUAUGUGUGGGUGGAGCUUGCCUUAAAUGGGAGGGGCCUGCUGCUGAUUGGGGUGGUGGGUGGGGCUUGCCUUGGAGGGGCGGGGCUUCUGUCAUGACGUGGAGGGGUCUGUGGUCAGGGAGACAGGCAGGGCUAAAGGGGAUGGGGGUCCUAGGGGUCGUGGUGGUGCCCUAGCCGCCUGUCCCCCGCCUUGUGUUCCUGCGUCUCUAACUCUGCUCCCUCCCUCUCCAGAGCACCAGCACCUGCGCUACAACCCCUUGCGCGAUGACUGGGUGCUGGUCUCUGCCCACCGCAUGCGGCGCCCGUGGCAGGGGCAGGUGGAGAAGCCGCCCCAGGAGGACAUCCCACGCUGUGAUCCGGGCAACCCUUUGUGCCCCGGAGCCAAGAGAGCCAAUGGCCAGGUACUGCGUUGCCAGGGGCAGGGAGGGCGAUACAGGCCCCUUUGGCUGCAUGGACCACCCUCAAUCCUCAAUGGAAGCCAUAAACGGUAAAAGUAAAGGGAGCCCUGACCAUUAGGUCCAGUCGUGGCCGACUCUGGGGUUGUGGCGCUCAUCUCGCUUUAUUGGCCGAGGGAGCCGGCGUACAGCUUCCGGGUCAUGUGGCCAGCAGGCCUAAGCUGCUUCUGGCGAACCAGAGCAGCGCAAGGAAACGGAAACCUUCCCGCUGGAGUGGUACCUAUUUAUCUACUUGCACUUUGACGUGCUUUCGAACUGCUAGGUUGGCCGGAGCCGGGACUGAGCAACGGGAGCUCACCCCGUCGUGAGGAUUCAAACUGCCGACCUUCCGAUCGGCAAGUCCUAGGCUCUGUGGUUUAACCCACAGCACCACCUGCAUGGAGGCCAUAAAUCAGUUCAUAACCAUCAGUUGUGUUUAUUUAUCACUUUUACAUCCCACCUUUUCUCCACAUACUUAAAGAGGAAUGCCUGCCUCUGUUCCUCCCCAGUUUUAACCUCAUAGUAACUCUAUGAAUUAGGCUAGGCUGAGAGACAGUGACUGGCCUAAAUUCACCCAGGUAAGCUCAUGGAUACGAGGGGAUUUUAACGUUGGUUUCCCAGGUCCGAGUCUAACACUCUAACCACUACACGACACUGGCUAAUAGACCCCCUAUAUGUUGUGAAGCAGAAAGAGCCUGUUAUCUUGUGCCUGCGAUUUUUAUUUUUUUAAUAUACUCUCCAGCAGUGUCUGCAGGACAGUCAAAAGCCAACAUGAGGCUUUACACAGAAACAUCAGGAGUAGUGGGGCGGGUUAAUUUUUUUUUACUGUCCAGCACAGCUCUCCGAAAUCAUUCUGCUCUCCACCAUCACCCCAUGAGAACCGUUUUCUAACAAGUUCCUCCAGAAAAUAGCACAUCCUGUCCAAAUUGAAAUAUUGGAAUCCCAAUAAAGCAGAAUUUGGUUUUCAUUGGAUUUUAUGGUUGCAGGUAUGACUGACUCUCUCUUCCCUGUCCUCUCAAUUCUUGGGGAAUUUCCUCCCUGGUCCUAAAGACUAAAAUCUUGGAAAUAUUUGGUAGAGAGUUGAAACUAAAGUUGCGGCCCUACGGUCUUACAGCUCAGCAGCCUGACUGCAAUCUGUGUUUUGCUGUGUUUUUCCUCAUGCAGGUGAAUCCCCACUACGAGAGCACGUUUGUCUUUGACAACGACUUCCCUGCACUGCAGCCAGAUGCCCCGGAGCCUGGUAAGAAUUCGCCUGGUUUUUCUUAUUAGCACUUAACCGUUUACCAAGGAAGAUGAGGCUCAAGGAGAACCCAUUUAAUGAGUCCUCCUCCGCAUGGAAUGAGCCAGGAACCUUUGUUAAUAUAGUGAAUAGCUUCCAGUUAGGGUUGCUGUGUGUUCUUGUUUCUGGAAGGGCUACCUGUUCAGCUGUAAGGAUUCCAGCAGUUAAAAGCAGAAGGGCCUUGUCAGAGAGAAAAAAGACACGUGGCAGUUCUGCUGCAGGUUGCAGCAUUUUUUCAAAGUUGAGGGUCUGUGAUAUAGCUGUAAAAUGUUAGCUGCCCAUGGAUGUCCCAGGGGACUGUGGAUGGAGGGAAAGGAGCUCAUCUUGGUUGGAUUUGUUUCAAAGGCUCAUCCUGAUGUGACAAAAGUUGCUAAAGUACUCUGAGAGGGGCUCUUGUCUUUUCUGACAGGCAGGAUGCAAUGAGAAGAGCCUUUUUUUUACAAAAAAUAUUUAACAUAAUUAUUACAAAAUACAAACAAAAUACUGCAAAUACAUACAUACAUAUUUCAGAUAAGCACACGCACAUAAAAAAGGAAGAAAAGAAAAAAUAAGGAGAAAAAGAAGAAUAAGAAAAGUUGGAAGAAUUUCUUCCAGACUUAUUCUACAAAUAUCUCAGUAAUAAAAUUUCAUUGAUUGGCUUCCAUCGCUUCCAUGCACUUCCUAUAUACAUUUUAAGCAAAAUUAUAUCUGUUAUCCCGUAUUUUCCCCAUACAAUCUCAUACAAAUAUUCUAAUCAAUAAGUUUUCUAAAUCUUUCCUAAAUCUAUUCUAAACACAACCAAUACAAUACAAAGAUUAAAUGUAAGGUAUUGGCACGAGAAGAGCCUUGCUGGAUGAGGCCAAGGGCCCAUCCAGUCCAGCAUUCCAUUCCAGGGGUCGGUCGGGUGCUCUUGGGGAGCGCCUCAAUUGGCUUACUGCUUCUGUGCAAAACAGGCAAGGGCCUGGGACCACCUCAUGCUGGAUGCGCCUGCACUGUGGAGAGCCAUGGUUGAAGUCUGCAGAAUAAUGGGAUCUUCUUUGUGCUGUUUGCUGCACUUAAAGAUACCCCUCCAUCCAUGGAGAUCCACUGUCAAUUCCUGAGCUGUCAGCAGGCAUCCAUGCAGUGUGACAUCUCUGUGUAGUCCAGGAUUAGGAACAGUUUCCCCUUGUUGAUUUACAAUACAGUGGUACCUCGGGUUAAGAACAUAAUUCGUUCCGGAGGUCCGUUCUUAACCUGAAGCACCACUUUAGCUAAUGGGGCCUCCCACUGCUGCCAUGCCGCCGCUGCACAAUUUCUGUUCUCAUCCUGAAGCAAAGUUCUUAAUAUUUCGGAGGUAAUAUUUCUGAGUUAGUGGAGUCUGUAACCUGAAGCGUAUGUAACCUGAAGCGUAUGUAACCCGAAGUACCACUGUAUGCUGAGGGGAUGUUGCACCACCAUGAACAGUGGUACCUCUGGUUGCAGACACGAUCCGUUCUGGGGUGUUGUUCGCACCCUGAAAAGUCCGUAACCAGAGUGGCACUUCUGCGCAUGUGCAAAGCGCAAUAGAGCGCUUCUGCGCAUCCACGAACCACACAGAACAUUUGUGCACGUGCAGCGCACGGCAAAACCCGGAAGUAAACACUUCCAGGUUUGCUGCAUUUUUAACCUGAAAAAACUUAACAUGAAGCAUUUGCAAGAGGAGGUAUGAGUGUACAAACCUCUCGCUUGCCCUUCACAGUGUGCACCAUAUACAUUGGGCCUGAAAGUCCCUCCUAAGUUGGGGGUAGCAGAGUUCACUGCAGGAUGUGGCAGGCAGGAUUGCAGUCGAGCAGUAGCACUGAUGACAAGUCCCUCGCUGGGCUAGAAGAUGAAUUUGUGGGGUCUGGGGGAGGCUGACGUCGCAGCUGUGCCACCUCCUGGUACGCUGGCUUCUUCCUGCCUUUCCUGGACUGCACCCGUUGCCCACCUCCCUGCGUUUCUCACUGGAUUUCCUCUCCUUCCCCAGAUGCUGGCGACCACCCCUUGUUCCGUGCAGCGUCCGCUCGAGGCGUGUGGUAAAUCCGGCACCUUGUGUUCCCCAGCCCUGCCCUCCUGCUGAGCCGAAUGGCUGGCUUAGGGUUCCCUUGUGUUGCUUCUUUUUGCACUUUUCCCUUCUUGGCCCAGUCCUUCUCUCUGCCUUUUCCAGGAACUGCGAACAGUUUUUGCAGAGUAGGAAUUCCUCGGCUUGUCUUGCCUUGCCUCCAUCGUAUCAUGAUUUGCCCAACAGUCUGGCUUUCUACUUCCAUAUGCAUGACUUCUAGAAAAUGCAUGAUUUCUAGUUCCAGGGAUCGCAAGGCCACCUCUGCUAUUUUACUCUUUUUGUAAACCGCUUUGUGUUUAAAUAUAUAUAUAUAUAUAUAUACAGUGGACUCUUGGGUUGCGAACGUGAUACGUGUGGGAUGCACGUUCGCAACCCGCAGCGUUCACAACCCACAGCGGCGCGGCUGCGCAUGUGCAGGUUGCAAUUCAGUUCUUCUGUGCAUGCGCAAAGCUUGAUUUAGCGCUUCUGCGCAUGCGUGACCGCUGAAACCCGGAAGUAACCCAUCCAGUAUUUCUGGGUUUCGGCGGUCCAUGACCUGAAAAAACGCAACCUGAAACAUCUGUAACCCGAGGUAUGACUGUAAUUAAGUAGUAUACUUUCUACGAAUUAAAAUGUGGAGUUGUUUGCUCUGCAGCCACUUAAGAGUUUCAUACCUCAUUCAGACCUGUCCUGUACUUGGGAUGCAGACUAGUGUGGAUUAUGUUUGUUACCCAUGGGCAGAGUUUGGGCUGGAUAGGGUGACCUGGGUCCUUCCAGCCACUUGAUUCUAGGAUCUCUGCUCCUUCUCCUUUUCCCUUUCCUCCCAGCAAAGUGAUGUGCUUCCACCCCUGGUCUGACAUGACUCUGCCCCUCAUGUCACUUGCCGAGAUCCGCAGCGUGAUUGACAAGUGGUCGGAGAUAGCUGUGGAGCUGGGUGCCUCUUACUCGUGGGUGCAGGUCAGUUGCUGAAAGGACCUACCUUGGCCAACCACCACAACCCCUCCUGCCCCAAGACUUUAUUCUUACUAACCCUCACAUUAUUGAAAUUGAAAUACUUUGUUGUCACUUGUACAGUUGAGAUUACAGGAGCACCCCCCACUCAGCUCUCUUAGUCUUAAUUCCCCUCGUUUGCUGACGCACACCCACCAAACCCGAAAGUCCGUUGCCCUGUUGUUAUCUUUUCAUUCAGCAGCCUAACAGCCCAUGGAUAGAAGCUGUUCUUUACCCUGUUGGUGCGACUAAUCCUGCUUCUAUAUCUUCUGCCUGAGGGCAGGAGAUCAAGAAAGUGCUGGCCAGGGUGUGAAUCAUUCCUGAGAAUUUUCCUUACUCUCCUGAGGCAACAUUCUUCCGCUAUUUCAUCCAGCGGAUUCAUGGGACAGCCCAUAAUAUCUUAUGCUGUAUUCACCACCCUCUGUAGGCACUUCCUAUCAGUUGAUGUCAAACCAUCGUACCACAGCAUGAUGCAGUAGGAAAGGACACUUUCUAUUGUUGACCGGUAGAAGGAGAUCAUCAAAUGUUGAUUGACAUUGUUCUUUCGCAAUAUUUUGAGGAGAUGGUGGCUUUCUUAACCACCUGGGUUGUAUUGAUUUUCCAAGUAAGGUCUUCACUGAGAUAAACUCCUAGGAAUUUAAAGGAAGAGACUCCCCACACAGCCCUCCCGGGUGUACAGCGGGGCUAGUUCAAUUAAUGACCAAGAGCAUAGUUAAACUACAGAACCUGCUGCUGCAGAAAGCCAUGAUGGCUCCUAGCCAUGAUGGCUACGCUCUGCCCCCAUGGUUGGAAGCAGCAAUGCUUCUGAAUAGCAAUUACUGGAAACCACAGGAGAGGGGAGAGGGCUCUUGUGAUCGGAUCCUGCUCUGUGGGUCUCCCAUAAUGGCAGCUGCUUAGCCACUGUGAGAACAGGAUGCUGGGCUAGGUGGGCCUUGGGCCUGAUCCAACAGGCUCUUAGUUCUUACAUUAUCACCUGCUCCAUCCCUUUUUAGGCUGUCCAUUCUUCCUGGAGAGAAGCAAUAGUUAGAAGGCAAAAAUGGCGAGUGAUCUGGAGCAGGAAUGGGGAACCCUUAGCCUCUCUAACUGGCCCAUGGGGUUCUCCCAAGGCCAGACACUCUCCUGAGCUGAUCUGCCUUGGCGUCCUCUUCAUUUUUGCCUGGCUGCAAUGCAUCUUUCAACUCUGUCCCUGCUUCUUGUUAGCCUGGGGGUAGGCUAGAGAGGGACUUGUGGGUGUGUAGAAAUCGGCUUACUGUACAAAAGCACAAUUUCACUAAGAAUCCAGAAUAGGGAACCAGUUUCCCUGCCUUGGAACUUUGGCCACUGGUCAGUUCAAAGGGGGUUUGAGAGGUACCAGUCAUGAGGUUGCAUAAGAUUGCUCCUUUUCCUCCUUACAGAUCUUUGAGAACAAAGGAGCCAUGAUGGGCUGUUCCAACCCCCACCCUCACUGCCAGGUAAGGAGGCUUUCUAGGAAGUUGCCUUCUACUGAGCCAGUUAGCUCAGUGUUGCCUCCACUGACUGGUCGUGGCUCUUCAGAGGGUGGGACCCAAACCAGUGAGUUCAAAUGGCACAGAAGGCGAUUCUGACUAAACAGCAGGAAGAACAUGCUGACAGUAAGAGCUGUUGGACAGUGGAACAGACUCCCUUGGAAGGUGGUGGACUCUCCUACCUUGGAGGUUUUCAAGCAGAGGUUGGAUGGCCAAAAGUCAGGGAUUCUUUAGUUGAGAUUCCUGCACUGUGGGGGCGGGGGGUUGGUGUAGAUGGCCCCUGGGGGUCCCUUCCAAUUCUAUGAUUCGACAUGUGGAACGUCCUCCUUGUCGUUGCUUUUCAGGGGAUGCGGGUGGUGCUGUGGUCUAAACCACUGAGCCUUUUGGGCUUGCCGAUCAAAAGGUUGGCGGUUUAAAUCCCCAGGAUGGAGUGAGCUCCCGUUACUCUGUCCCUGCUCCUGCCAACCUAGCAGUUCGAAAGCACACCAGUGCAAGUAGGUAAAUAGGUACCGCUGCAGCAGGAAGGUAAAUGGCGUUUCGGUGUGCUCUGGUUUCUGUCACAGUGUUCUGUUGCACCAAAAAUGGUUUAGUCAUGCUGGCCACAUGACCCAGAAAGCUGUCUGUGGACAAAUGCCGGCUCCCUCGGCCUGAAAGUGAGAUGAGUGCCACAACCCCAUAGUCACCUUUGACUGGACUUCACCGUCCAGGAGUCUUUUACCUUUUACCUUUAUCUUAAAGGUAAAGGUAAAGGGACCCCUGACCAUUAGGUCCAGUCGUGGCUGACUCUGGGGUUGCAGCGCUCAUCUCGCUUUAUUGGCCGAGGGAGCCGGCAUACAGCUUCUGGAUCAUGUGGCCAGCAGGACUAAGCCUCUUCCGGUGAACCAGAGCAGCACACGGAAACACUGUUUACCUUCCCGCCAGAGCGGUACCCUAUUUAUCUCCUUGCACUUUGAUGUGCUUUCAAACUGCUAGGUUGGCAGGAGCAGGGACCGAGCAACAGGAGCUCACCCCGUCUCAGGGAUUCGAACUGCUGACCUUCUGAUUGGCAAGUCCUAAGCUCUGUGGUUUAACCCACAGCGCCACCGGUGUCUCUACCUUUAUCUUACUUGCUCUUAAAAUGUUGUCCACAUGGUGGCAAUGUAAGCCUGCAAGUAGCCUACUGUAAAUUGUGCCUGUGCUUUGAGGCACUGUGUUUUCCAGGGAAAGUUGCAUUGGAAGCUGUCUUCCCCUGAGUCAGAUGUACCCUGACUAGCAAGUGACUUCAGGGUUCCAAGCAGGGGACUUUCCCAGCCCUACCUGGAACCUUGUGCCUUGAAAGCAGAUGUUCUGCCGCUACGCCUCAGUUGGUUAGACUUGAGCGUGGAGGCUUUUGAAUUGACCGGCUGCACUGAUACAUCCCUUCUCGUCCCCUCUCUAGGUCUGGGCCAGCAAUUUCCUGCCCAACGAAGCCUCCCUGGAGGACCGGACGCAGCAGAAGCACCUUUGCGAGCGUGGCACCCCCAUGCUGCUCGAAUAUGCCCAGCUGGAAGCCGAGAGGAAGGUCAGGGACCCCUGGCGCGCGGGGAGGGUGGCAGUGGCGCUUGGACCUGUGGCUGAGCCCCUCUUUGUGAUCCCUGGCAGGAGCGGAUUGUGGUGGAAAACUCUGACUGGGUGGUGGUGGUGCCCUACUGGGCGGUGUGGCCUUUUCAGACCCUCCUGCUUCCUCGACGACGACACGUCCGUCGCUUUCAGGACCUCCAGGACGGGGAAAGAGACAGUGAGUGCCCGGGCGGAAGAGGGCGGGGUCAUGGAACCGGCGCUGUCGCCUCCCUGAAAUGUGGGGACAAGGGAAGCAGGGACAAUCCAAGAAGAAGGAAUAGAGGGGGCAUUCCCAGAGGAACAGACUGCCCUUGGCACAGUAUGAGUGGAGAACCUGCACACUUAGGUGUGAGGUAUGUGUGUGCAAGGGAAGGUGGAGGCACAGAUGUUGUCAAGCUGGCAACUGUUUAGGGCUACCCCGAGUUGCCCAACAACUUACUGUAACAAAAUAAUAAUAAUAAUAAUAAUAAUAAUUAUUUAUGCCCCGCCCAAUACAGGAAUCAUAGAAUCUUUUUUUCUUCCUGCUGCAUCACACCAUUGACUCAGGUGAAGUUUGUGGUCUGCUAAGACCUCUAGAUAGAAUAGAAUAGAAUAGAAUAGAAUUUAUUAUUUGUACCCCACCCACCUGGCUGGGUUUCCCCAGGCACUCUGGGCGGCUUCCAACAAAGUAUUAAAAUACAGUGGUCUGUUAAACGUUAAAAGCUUCCCUAAACAGGGCCGCCUUCAGAUGUCUUCUAAAAGUCUGGUAGUUGUUUUUCUCUUUGACAUCUGGUGGGAUGGUGUUCCACAGGGCAUUCCACUACCGAGAAGGCCCUCUUCCUGGUUCCCUGUAACUUGGUUUCUUGCAGUGAGGGAACUGCCAGAAGGCCCUCGGAGUAAUGGGGGUGGAGACACUCCUUCAGGUAUACACGACCGAGGCCGUUUAGGGCUUUAAAGGUCAGCACCAACACUUUGAAUUGUGCUCGGAAACGUACUGGGAGCCAAUGUAGGUCUUUCAAGACCGGUGUUACGUGGUCUCGGCGGCCACUCCCAGUCACCAUUCUAGCUGCCGCAUUCUGGAUUAGUUGUAGUUUCUGGGUCACCUUCAAAGGCAGCCCCACGUAGAGCGCAUUGCAGUAGUUCAUGGUGCGUUCUGGCACCUAUUUUUCCUGAAAACAAAAAGCCGUGGGGUGAACCACAUACGCCGCCUCAAUCUCCCUGUAGGAAAAGGGAAGACUGUAAGUGCAAUUAAAUAAACAAAUAUGUCACCUGCUGAAGGUCUUUGAGAGCAGGUGGGCCAGAGCACCUGGAGGGGUCUUUUAAGGUCAAGGAUAGAUGAUUUGAUCUAUGGGGCCACAUUCAAGCCAUGAAGGGCCUCUUCCUGGUCCACCGAACUUUGUGAUGAUGCUUGAGAGCAGCUCCAUCACUGUUGCCCUGUGCAUGUUAUCGGCCUUGUGUCUCAGGUGGGCUUGACUGAUGGAGCCAGGUUGAGACUGGGCGGCCACAGCAGAAUCAGUGCAAUUGUUACCUGGGAAAGAUGCCCCAGGUGGGAUUCCUGCUGCUGGCCAGAGCUUGGGCUGUGAGCUUUAUAUGAAGGAUCUUAAUCCACGGAAGCUUUCUGAGCAAGAUUCCGCACACAAGGCAAGCGGGCUGAUAUCUCUUGGUCUCCUGCGUUUCAGGCCUGGCUUCCAUCAUGAAGAGGCUUCUCACCAAGUACGACAACCUCUUCCAGAUCUCCUUCCCUUACUCCAUGGGGUGGCAUGGUAAGCGCGGGGCAGAGAAAUUUCAGCUGCCCAAGGAUUUUGAUUCUGUGUCGAAGUUCUCUUGAAGCCCACUUGGUAUGAAUAGUUGGGCUGCCCCAAUCUAGUCCAACCCCUUGUGAUGCAAGGUUGCCUGGCAGCAAGGCCUGCCUUGCUCAACCUUCCCUUUUCUGUUAGGAGGACAGGAGUCUUUGUUUGCCCUGUCCUCUCUCCUUGACCAACUCUCGAUAAUAAAUAAAUAAUAUAUAUUUUUUUAUUUAUAGCCUGCCCUUCCCGGUUCAAAAACUGGGCUCAGGGCUGCUAACAACAAAUUUAAAACACUUAAUUGUAAAAGCAGCAUAAAAUACAGUAUAAAACCAUGAAUAACAAUAAAAUCCAAAGUUCAGAAAUCAAUUUAGGGGAAAUCCAUCUAAUAAGCAUUAGAUAAUCACCAGGGCUAGCUGGCUAAACUAGUCCUAUUUGGGCCAGCGAGGAGACCAGGGGAGAAUUAGCUGUGGGGUCUCAGAGCGGGUGAUCUUCAUAAAAAGGGGAGGGGGAGGGAAGAGAAGGGAAAUAGAAGAUCAGGCUGAAUUCAGAUAAAAGGCCAGGCAGAAUAGCUCUGUCUUACAGGCCUGACGGAAGGAGGUUAAAUCCUGAAGGGCCCUGGUCUCCUGGGACAGAGCGGAGCCAUCACUGAGAAGGCCCUGGCCCUGGUGGCGGAUAGUCUGGCUUCCUUAGGACCCGCAACCUCUAAACUAUGGUUAUUCAUGGACCUUAAGGUCCUCCGCGGGGCAGAAUUCCUUCCCAGUCUUCCUUUCCUGAUGGUGAGGGUCAGAUUUACCCAUUUGGCCCUGAUCGUGCCAACGCAUCUGCGUCCCCUGCACUAGCCAGCACCUGACUCUCUGCCUUGCGGUGCCCCAGCCUCACCCCUUUUCUCUCCUCCUCUAAUAGGAGCCCCAACAGGACCCUACCUUGACGCCGACUGCAGCCACUGGCAGCUGCACGCCCAUUACUACCCACCUUUGCUGCGUUCGGCCACCGUCCGCAAGUUCAUGGUUGGCUACGAAAUGCUGGCUCAGGCUCAGAGGGACUUGACGCCCGAGCAGGUGAGUGGAGCUUGGCAAGUAAAGAGGGGACAGGAUAAGAGUUUGUAAAACGGGGCUUGGCCUGGGAAGAGGUAAGUUCUCCCUCGCUCAUAACACGACCUCGUGGACAUCCAGUGAAGCUGAACAUUGGGAGAUUCAGGGCAGAGGAAAGAAAACGCCAUUUCUCAGCGCAUAGUUAAACUGUGGAACUCCCUGCCACAAGAUGGCAGUGAUGGCCGCCAAUCCUAGAUGGCUUUACAAGCGGAUUGGACCAGUUCAUGGAGGAGAGGGCUUUCGAUGGCUAUUGGCCACGAUGGCUCUGCUCUGUCUACGCAGCAAUGCUUCCAAGUAUCAGGUGUUGGAAACCACAGGGGAGGAGAGUCCUGCUGUUGUGCUUGAAUCCUGCUUCUGGGUUUCCCACAACAUCUGGUUGUCCACUGUGAUGCUGGACCAGAUGGGCCACUGGUCUGAUCCAGCAGGCUGCUCUUACAUUCUUAGAUACACAUUGUGAAUGGGUUAAGAAGGCAAUUUAUGGCAGAAGUUUGUGGAAACAAGAAAGAAGGCGACAGGAGGGGCAGUGGUGAAUAUUGCUGGAAUAGAGUUAUUCUAAGUUCUUUAUUCUUUAGCAAGUUUGAGGCCUGGUUGGAUUGGGGCAGAGAGGCUCUCCUUUUCCUGGGCCUUCUCGUUGACUGUCAGGAGUUCAGCCUACACUCAAGUAGGACCCUGGCAGAGACACAUGCCCGACUGACGGGCAUUACCUCCCUCCUGGUCGAUCGUUCGGGAGCUUCAUAAGCUUUCUUCAGCCCGAACAUCACAGCGACCGAUGCCAACCGACACUGGCACACUUAGGGAUCCACAGAGUUUGCGCAACUUGCGUGACAGACCUCAGCAACUCAGCAUAUUGGCUAAUCUACUUUAUUUACAUAUAAACACACACGGAGCACUGCAACAUGGCUCCCUCUCUCUCUAGCAUCAGACAGUAAAGAGAAAAAGAACAAAGGACAAUAGUUCCACUUCACGGAACACAGUAACACAAACAUCCUGUCUCCGUCACUUCCCACUUUGUGGAGUCAAAACACAUACCGUCAUGUGAUAGACAAAAAUCCCAUGACUGCAAUCAUAGACCAGGAAUUCUAACAGUGCACACACCAAUUCCCUUUUUCCCCCACAGGCUGCCGAGCGCUUGAGAAACCUGCCUGAAGAGCAUUAUCAGCUGAAACGAAGAGAAACUUCAUAGCGCAGAAGCACAGCAGGGACCUUUUUGGGUUUGGGACCCUUGGUUGAUCACUGUGAUUUUGGAUAAAGGGGAUCAGCAUGAAUAGUUCCUGUGGGGGAAGCUUCUGUAAUUUGGGAGCUAUGCAGGGCACGUGGCGUGGGCUGUGUAUAGCUUUGGCAGCCGGGGCCGAGCUGGAAUCGUCUUUCUGCCCUGCUAAACCGAGGUAUUUUGAGGCCAAUCGAUCUUUUCUGGGAGAAGCGUCCUCUCCUCUUGGUGGAAAGGCUCAGCAAAACCUUUUGGGUCCACUAUUCCUGCAAAGGCUACAUGAUCUGUGGUUCCUGCACUACAGGGCUUGGACGUCUCGGUGAACCCUGGGUCCUUUCCAGCUCCACAGUUCUAUGAUUCUAUGACCCAAGCUGCUCUAAUGCUGUAUUGUUUUUAACACUCGGUUGGGAGCAGCCCAGAGUGGCUGGGGAAACUCAGCCAGAUGGGUGGGGUAUAAAUAAUAAAUUAUUAUUAUUAUUAUUACUAAGAAAUGGGCAUUGGAAACAAACCCUCCCAACACCAAAAUUUAAAUGCUUCCACUGGUGGAUCAUUCUGUUCACUGUGUUCUCCUCCCCAUUGCAGGGAGCUACAGGUAUUAAGAUGGACCUUAUUUAGAAGAUGUAGUAGAUGUGUGGUAACUGGGUGAUCCUUACCUUCCUCUCUUUAUCUGUUCCUGCCCCCCCCCCCCCCGGCUGUCAUAAGCCUUCAGUUGUUUUCACUGAGGUCUUGAACACAAGGAACAUUUGCCACACAUCUGCCCUGCUUGGGCAAAGACCCCCAUGCGUCCGAUCUUAAAAAUGUAGCAUAAACACCGACAAAUGGGAAACACUGGCCUGCGAGUGCUCCAGUUGGAGAACAGGCUUUACCAAAGGUGUCGUGGGCUUUGAAGACUUUCGAACUCAGGACGCAAGGGAGAAACGUGCUAAGAGGAAGGCAUGCUUGGCAAAUCCACACUGUGAUCAACUCCUGCCUGGAAACCUAUGUCCCCACUUUGGAAGGACGUGUGGAUCCAGAAUUGGCCUCCAAAGUCACUUACGGACUCACUGUUAAUUCCCCCCCCCCAUUUUUAAUUCAUUUUAUAAUUCAAAUAAAGAACACAAACAGAAAAACAAACAAUACAAACAAAUUCUUGUCAUAGCCUUAUUUUUCUAAACAUUGGGCUUCCCCAAGUCCCACCUAUCUGAUUUUCAUUUUACUAUGGACUCACUGUUAAGACCGUGUUCAUGGAAGACAAUCUUCCUCGGCUAUGAGGGAUUGCCAAAGAAAGAAAAAGAAUAUCCAAUUUAGAGGAGUAGCCAGGAAAUGGCUGGUCUGGGUUGUGGUGAAGAGACCCAAGUGCAAGUGGGAGACUGCUCCCAGAAGCGCUGCUAGAUGUCAGCCCCAUAGCUGUAUCCCUACCUGAAGAUGGGAAAUUGGUCAGUGCCCUGGCUAGAGGGCGCUGAAAUGUCCUAGCCAGAGAGAGCAGCUCAGAGCUCGGCUUGGCAGAGGCAUCUGCUUCCUGCUGCUCUUUGCGGCCAAGGAGAUAGUUCUUAAAUGCCUCUGAUUGCCUUCGGUUCCCCCUCUGCCCCACCACUUCCAAUCUUUGUGUGGGGCUGAAUCAGCUCAGUGAAUAGGCAACAGAUAAAUCUCAAUGAAGGAGAAAGGGAUUAGCAGGAGGAAGUUCCGCAUGGAAGGCACUCGGUCGACUUUCUUUCUCCAUCGUCUCCCGGAGCCUGAACAGGACAGGGUUAAGAAGAAGCAUUUGGCGAGAGGCAGGGAUGAAUUUUGGCUCCAUUAUCGACCCCUCUUUUUUUAAUCAAAAUCCAAACCCUUUCAAAUAAAAACGUAAAGGAAAAUCUGUUCUACUAAA
Molecule: messenger RNA, 14642 nt
Organism: Podarcis lilfordi (Lilford's wall lizard)
Lineage: Eukaryota; Metazoa; Chordata; Lepidosauria; Squamata; Lacertidae
Source: the annotation of a GenBank genome assembly